AUGCUCUUCAGCAAUAUCAUUGAUGAACUCCCAGAGCUCCCAAAGUUUGAAGUUGAUGGGGCUGUAGUCAAGCCAUCUGAAUGCUCUAAGGACCUUGGGGUUAUAGUGGACGGUAAACUCUGCAUGAAACAACAUAUCCAGAAGAUCUGCAGAGCUGCUUCAUUUGGCAUCCAUAGAAUAGGGAAACUCCGAAAGUACCUUGACAAGAAUUCCACUGAGAGACUGGUCAAUGCAUUUGUUACUUCGCAGAUUGACUAUUGUAAUAGUUUCUUGAUCAACUUGCCUGCAUCUCACUUAUCUAAACUCCAGCACAUCCAGAACACAGCCGCACGUCUAAUCACACGCACAAGAAAGCACGAGCACAUUACUCCUAUUCUUCUUUCACUUCACUGGUUUCCUAUUCCACAACGUAUUCAGUUCAAGGUUCUUCUUCUAACCUACAAGGCUUUCAAUGGACUCGCACCAUCAUACAUCAAAGAACUCAUCCAGCCCAAGACUCAGACCACUUCCAUCCGGCUCCGUUCAUCAUCAUCAAUUCACCUACAGCUAGCACCAGGUCCACGCACUAAGACACGCUACGGUGACCGUGCUUUCUGUGUGUGUGCCCCCAAGCUUUGGAACGAUCUCCCAGUGAUAAUCCGUGAUUCUCCUUCUGUAGACACCUUCAAGAUCAGACUCAAAACAUAUCUAUUCAAUGGACUGUAG
Lytechinus variegatus (green sea urchin) is the source of this 705-nucleotide messenger RNA. RefSeq lists its product as uncharacterized. The transcript is spliced from 2 exons. NCBI's taxonomy places the organism in Eukaryota, Metazoa, Echinodermata, Echinoidea, Temnopleuroida, Toxopneustidae. The coding region runs from base 1 to 705 and encodes 234 amino acids. The record is from RefSeq and is a predicted model, not a curated record.